AGGAAGAAUGUAAUUUAAUACUUCAAUUGAUUAUGGAAUUAUACUGUGGUUAUUGUUGUGAUAGUGCGUUUUUAUGUGAUGUCAAUGUAAAAAAAUAUUUAUUCCAUAUAAAAUAUAUUUUUUAACCAUCAAGUACAAGUUGAAAUGGAUUAUGGAUAGUAUAUUCAUUUCUGCAAUAAAUAAGUCAUUAUCUCCAAAAACUCUGACAAAUCAACAUUGCCCUAACCUCACUUAUAAACAUGUUAAUUUAUUUAAAAUAGCAGCAUUUCUAGAUACAUUUAAAUAAAACAUUCAAAAGCUAUUGAAAAUGCCUCCUGUCAAAGACAAAUGGGUGAGACGAUUCGUCAUUACCGAGACAGAUCGUCAUAAGAAAGGCUUUACAAUUUACAAAGUGACGUCUAUUUUGCUUAUGAAAACUUCACCAGAGAUUGUCUCAAAAAUAUCAGUUUGGAAACGUUACAGCGAUUUUAGAAAAUUACAUACAGCAUUGAACAGUUUAUAUUUAAGUCUCGAAAGUAAAGAAUCGUUUCCGUCUUUUUCGAAGCCACGAUUUUUCGGUCGUUUUGAAACUGAAGUAAUAGAGGAGAGAAAAGACUGUGCACUGAGACUAUUAGCUUUCGUAGCUAAACAUUCAUCUCUUUAUUCAAGUGAUGUUUUUGUGAAAUUUUUUGAAAGCAGUCAUCUCGAUCGAUGUCUAAUUGAUUGUUCUCAGUCAAUAAGUUCUGACACCUCCGAAGAUGAUCGGGGAUCUAGAACUGACAAUCUUGAAGGAUUUCGUCGAUCUCAACAUUCACAAAGUCUCGCCAAGGGGCUCAAAAAAUUUAUUUGCACAGAUUACAAAACUGGUUUGAAAAACCAUUUGAAAGUUGAACCUUACGAUAAUAUUCAAGAAGUGAGUUCCGAAAAUGAGAGAAAUCACAAAAGUAAUAAUAAUAAAGAGAUAAUGACAGAUUGUGUCGUUUACGCUGAGGAAGCAAUUACAGAUGAGAUGACAGUAAUUCAUGAUGGUUCCGAUUUACUAAAAGGGGACAAUCUUUCUACUCAGUAUAUUUUAAUUGCAGCUGCUCAUAUGAGUGCAGCUUUUCGUCACGAGGCGAUUGCUGAAUAUGAGGAAGCUUUUACGCAGUACAAAUUAGGAAUUUCAAAUCUUAUGAAUGGAAUUCAAAAUGAUUUGGAUGUGGAGAGAAAAAACAUGAUUAAGGAAAAAGUGAGAAAAUAUUUACAGAGAGCUGAGAAACUCUAUAAUAGACAUUUGAAUUGUAACAUAUCAGUUUUAAGUAAACCUAUAAGUGAGCUGCAUAAUUAUAAAGUUCUUGGAUUUAUUCAAUCGUUAAUGCUUGUCAAAGAUACAUUACGAGGAUUGACAAGAGUAAUUAAGACAAUAGAAUUGCCUGAAGGGAACAAUGAUGAUAUUAGUAAUUACAUUCUUCGAGGAAAAGUACCCUAUAUGGUCCAAUUACAUGCUUGUAUCCAAACGGAUUCGACGGUUUUUCUAGUUUUGCAAUAUAUCAGCAAAGGAAGACUUUGGGACUUUAUAAAAUCUCAUUAUAAAAUAAGUAUUUCCACAGAUACUGUGAGAAGGAAACACAUGCGAUCGUUUAGUUGUGAUGCAAUAAUUCAUCCAAAUACGGAGAAAAAGUGCGAAAACCAAAAUAUAUUAUUAAACUUCCAAGAGGAACAAAAUUGCAAAAAAUUACAAGAGGCUAAUAAACAAUUUGAUGCAAAAAUUUAUGUUACGGAUAUCUUCAGUCAUUCUGAAAAACUAAAUAAUAUGUCAAUCUCUGCAGAUUCUAGUCACGAUGAUAUUCACACUACACAAUUGUUAUUAAAAGCGCAAACAUUACUUCAGUCCGUUAGUGCAACUUUAAGAAAGAGUAACUCAAUCGCGACUAGAUUAAAUGAUUCUCAACAGUUGCUUUAUAGUACAAAUGAAAUCACGACUUUGAAAUAUUCUACUUCUCAAAAAUUAAUUGAAGAAUCAAAGCAUAGCAAUUCUGAUUUAAAAGAUUUAAAACAUAAUUCAAUUGUAGAUUCUAAAAUACUGUCAUUAGACGAAAGCAAUUUAAAAUCCAAAAAGUCGUCAUUGAAUGAAGAAAGAGUAGAUCACAAUAUUCUAUUAUCAAGGGAUGCAUCUUUAGAUACAGCAAUAAAUAAAUCUCUUCAUUCGUCAGAUUUAGGAACUUACCAAUUUAAUGUUUUUAACAUGACAGGAGAAAGAAAAGAAAAAAAUGAAUGUAUUGUACAAUUUUUUCAAAAUAUUCAAGACAAUUUGACACCUGAACAUUUUAAUUAUAGAAAUAAAUUAGAAAAUAAAGCCGGCAAUGAUAAUCUCUACGGUGGGGAAGAAAUUUUAUGGAAAAUUUCCGAUGAAGUAUUGCAAUUGUGGUCGGCGCAAAUUUUAGUCGCUUUAGAAUCACUUCAUCAGCAAGAUACAAUCGUUGCAGAUUUAAGACCUGAAAAUAUUUUAAUUAGUGAUGAAGGAAAUACAAUAAUGUGUUACAUUCCACCUAGACGAAAUUUUAAUAUAGCAAAAUUUAAGGAACCCUAUUCUUCUCCUGAAUUGUGUGCUUUUGCACCUCCAUUACUUCCAACAACUGCUGUUGAUGUCUGGAGUUUUGGAGUUUUGCUUUAUGAAUUGUUUACUGGCUUAAAAUUCCAAUCGAAACAUUCCGGAGAAUUUCAUUCACAUUCUUCUGUUAACAUUCCCGAUGGAUUAAUGGAAAACGCCAAAUCACUUUUACUUAGCAUUCUUAAAUAUGAACCAAAUGAAAGAUUAACAAUUCCGGAAAUAAAACGUCAUCCUUAUUUUGCAGACGUCGAUUGGCUGAAACUUUUGAAUACUUAAUUUUUAUUAAGUUAUUAAGUAUUAUUUUGUUAAUAAGUCACACAGGGAGAAACUUUUCAUACCACUAUUUCAUAAAACUGGUCUCAAAUUUGAGUACGUCACUGUUUCAGUGUGAGGAAAAGUGACUCCUUGACCGUUUGAUAUAAAUGAACUGUAUAUUAGACAGCUGUGAUUUUGUAGCGGAGAAAUUAAAAUUGAGCUUUAAGUAUUUCGGUUUAAAAAACACUUUUCUGAAUGUAAGCGUUAAUAAAUGAAUAAAUAACACUGGGUUAUAAAAAACGGUUGAUGUAGUGUUUACUUAAAAAAUUUUGUGUUUAUUAAAACUUUAGGUGUAUGACUGAAUAAGAAUAUAACAAAAUUUUUUUCAUUCGGUCUAAAUCAGCGAUAAGUAUGUCACUGAUUCCAAUUAGCGUAUAUGCGCCGUGAAUUAGUGAAAUUACACUGAUUAAUUAGCGCAUAAACGCUGAUUGAAAUGAGUGGUAUACUUAUCGCUGAGAAUCAGUGAAACGCUGAUUCAGAUUUGGAGAGUACAAUAUGUGUACAAGGUCAAGGAGCUGCCAAGCUAACAAUAUAUUACUUUAACUUUGAAAGGCGUUUUUCUCAAAACUGUGUUAUAUGUAAUUAUAUGUAAUUGAACUUCCAUUUCAAGUUUCGGCCCUGUUUACAGCUGUUGCAUUAUUUAAAUGUGAAAAAAAUAAUAAAAAGUGUUCUAAAUUAUUAUAUGUUAUAUAAAAAUUAAGUACAAUGAUUAAAAAAGUAUUGAAGUAGAUUUUAAUGAAAAAAGUUAAGGACGGAGCACA
Leptopilina heterotoma is the source of this 3645-nucleotide messenger RNA. RefSeq names its product ribosomal protein S6 kinase delta-1. Gene Ontology annotation, biological process: protein phosphorylation. The record is from RefSeq and is a predicted model, not a curated record. Bases 308 to 2845 code for a protein of 845 amino acids. NCBI's taxonomy places the organism in Eukaryota, Metazoa, Arthropoda, Insecta, Hymenoptera, Figitidae. The transcript is spliced from 6 exons. Gene Ontology annotation, molecular function: protein kinase activity; ATP binding; phosphatidylinositol binding.